Plasmodium inui San Antonio 1 is the source of this 675-nucleotide messenger RNA. RefSeq lists its product as hypothetical. NCBI's taxonomy places the organism in Eukaryota, Apicomplexa, Aconoidasida, Haemosporida, Plasmodiidae. The record is from RefSeq and is a predicted model, not a curated record. The transcript has a single exon. Bases 1 to 675 code for a protein of 224 amino acids.
AUGGGACUCAGACUCCUCGCGCCCCUCUCACAGGUGAUGCUACUCCUAACACUCGUACUGUGCAAUAAAAACGUAAUCGAACUGAAUUAUCAAAUAAACACCCACCCAGGGGACAACGCAAAAUGGAAUAAACUAGGACACUUUGUACUGAACAAAAAUCAAAUUCUCAACACCUCAAAUGGCUAUGAACAAGAAAAGGAUAAAUUGAUUGAGCAGUUAAAGAGACCAAAUUUUGACUACGUCCUAUUUCAAUUAUGUGACGACGCAGAUGAGAAGACGUGCAUACAAACAUAUGUAGGAAAGAAGAAAAUUCAGAACGUCGAUGACUUUUUCCUACUUAUAGGAUUAAAUAAUAACUACUUGCCUUACAUUUUAAACUACAGAACGAGUGAAGAGUUGGAAGAAGACACGCAGAUAUUCUGUGGCAUGCUGGCCGUUAAAGUUCUGUCCGUGUCUGUGCCCAUCACCAUUGCUGACUUGAAAACGGAGGAGAAUGUUGCCAAACCAAAGGCCAAGCCGAAUGAGCAAGCUGAGAAGGAGAAGCCGAAAUCUUUUAUUCGAAAGUACUGGAUUUAUGUGGCCAUAUUUUUCUUAUCCAUGUCUAUAUCGAAGCACUUCACGGAGAGUAUGCAGCAGGGGGCAGGGCAAAUGAGAGGGGGGACCCCCAGUGGAUAG